Molecule: messenger RNA, 2242 nt
Organism: Eupeodes corollae
Lineage: Eukaryota; Metazoa; Arthropoda; Insecta; Diptera; Syrphidae
Product: neprilysin-4-like
Exons: 1
Coding region: 74-2197 (707 amino acids)
Biological process (GO): protein processing
Cellular component (GO): plasma membrane
Molecular function (GO): metalloendopeptidase activity
Source: RefSeq, a predicted model, not a curated record
GCACAACGUCCGAAACCACACAUCACUGAAUUUUCUUGAAAUGAAAUUCAAAUUUAGUUAGCAAAAUAAUACAAUGACGUCGCGAUCAAUUGAAAUUCGCAGUGUGAUCUUUUUGAUAUUUUUCAUUUUGCAUCAAAUAAGCUCCUUCCAAGUGCCAGUUAAACGUUUAAAAAGCAAUGACCUGCAUAAAUUUCGAAUUCCGAGAGCCGAUAAGAUGCGCAGGUAUAUGAAUGACUCAGUCGAUCCAUGUUUUGAUUUUUAUGAAUUUGCAUGUGGAAACUGGCAGAGUGAAUAUCCAGCAACUCAGGACAAUCCAAGUACCUCGCCAAUGAAGGAUUUAGAGGAUACUGUUAUCAAAGAGCUUCAAGUCAUUCUCGAAGACGGUGUUAGAACAACCGAUGGUAAAAUUGGACGAUUAGUCAAGGAUUUCUAUGCGUCCUGCAUGGACAGUGAAAGUGCUUCGCAAACAAUCAAGGGAGUUUUCUCGGAGUUUGUGCACAAAAAUCUAGGAAUGCCGGCGGUGGCAGAUCGUUGGGAUGAACGAAACUACAACUGGGUUACACAAGUAAGUAACCUUAGGAAGCAAUAUGGAAUGGAUAUCUUGAUAGGGCUGAAUAUCAGACCAGACUUGAAAGUCAGGCAGGACAGCCGCAUUUAUAUUGGAGAACCUUCAACCCUGAUUCCAAGACAUAUUUGCAGAGAAGGCGAUUUCAAACACGAGAAAUACGUUGAACUGGAGGCGGAAAUAGCAGAUAACAUGGCCUAUUGGUUCAAUAUAGACAAAAGUGAGGGUACAAUAUUUGCCAAUAAUGUGCUGAACUUCGAGACGAACUUGUGCCGUGGGAUGGCUGAGGAAGAAGGGCCCGAUGUCUUUCCGAAUACAACUCGGAUGACAUUGUAUGAUUUAAAUGCAACAUUUCCCAGCAUGAAGUUCAUCAAUUUCGUGACAACAAGUUUGGGACAUUCGAUCCAUCAGACGAUUUAUCUGCAACAUGGAAUGUACUUCGCUCACCUGUCAAAGUUGCUUCCGUCAACUUCGAAGCGUCUGAUUGCGAACUACAUCAUGUAUCGCGCUUUGAAUGCCAUCAGCUUUCCAGAACAGCAAAACAGAGAAAAACGUGCGACCAUGUGUGUGGAAAAGUGUAUGCAACAUUUUUCGAAAGCAGUUGGAGAAAUGUUCAGUAAGGAGAAUUUCCACGCGGAAACGCAGGAGGAGGUAGAGCAGCUGUGGAUCAAUCUGACAGAAGCCUUCAAAAAUAACAUAGCCAGUCAGCUGUGGAUCGAGGAGACCACCCGCAGGCAGGCCGUUUACAAGAUAAACAAAAUCAAGCUCAAGUUUCCGAACUAUUACCAGGAUUACCUCCUCAAUGAGUACGGCUCUGUAAAGAUUGAUAAGAAACACUUUUGGCAGAAUAUCCUCAACAUCCUGGAGCUGGAGCAAAAGAAUGAAAUUAACAAACUCUAUGCCAACGGCGGCGGCAGUGGUGGUGGUGGUGGCGGGGACGGAUUGAAGAGUGCAGGUGGGAAGGAAGUUGAGGCUUUCAAUAUUAAUGUGGGAUACAGCCCCUCACAAAACACAAUUCGAAUUCCUCUUGGUUUACUUCAACCACCGGUCUACCAUCGGACUGCUCCGUUUUCGUAUAAGUUUGGAAUUCUCGGCUACUUCAUUGCUCGAGAACUGGUGCAUGGAUUCGAUGAGAACGGUUGGAAUUUCGAUGAUGCCUCAGCUUUGCGUUUAUGGUGGGAUUCUGAUACAACAGUCGAGUACAAAGAGCGAGCAACAUGCUUUCGUGAGCAAUACGUGAGUUAUGCUGGGGAGGAUUCAGGUAUGUCGGCGGGAGAACUAGACGAGAAUAUACGAGAAAUCAUAGCUGGCAAUGGAGCGUUGAAUAUAUCAUUCCAUGCAUAUUUACAAUGGCUUCAAAAAACCGACGAUCCACAUAUUUUAUACGAUGAAACUCUUUCGGAAGUGGACUACACUAAUACUCAGUUGUUCUUUAUAUCGUUUGCACAGAAUUUCUGUAGUGCAACUUAUUCCGAAGAGGAGCCGGUAGGGUUGUUCCCAUGGGAUGUUCCGAAUUAUAUGGAGAAAUUUGAUGUCAAUGGAUUGCUUUGGAAUAUGAAAGAGUUUUCGAGGGAAUUUAAUUGCCUGCCCGGUACUGAAAUGAAUCCUGGCGAUAAAUGUGCUAUAUAUUGAUCUUUUCAUUAACGUUUCAAAUAAACAUAAACUAAUUUUUUUAAA